UAUUUAUCUCCUAGAUAAAAUGAACUGAGGGGAAACUGAGAAGUCCAUGGUUUCCAAUUUCAGAAACAGUUCAUAAGUCUGACCAAUUAUAUCAAAAUACAUGAAUCCAUAAUUUCUGAAAAUCAAAAGAAUUUCUUCAUCACUCGUAAGAGGAUAAAAACCACCAUGCGAAUUGCACUUGCGGUGGGCUGGUGGCGCAUUGCCAGAGCUAAGAUUGCUCAUACAAAAUUCGUCCGUAAUUUAAUCUGCCGACCUCUCCUAUCCGUUGAUUCACCUGAUAUUUGGAAGAUUAAUCCCGGCUCAAGCUCUCAUUUUUCAUCUCACCCUUCUUCAAAUUUCUCUGGUAAACUCCCCAGAAACUGAUCGAUAUUUGUAGAAUGGAAUGAGACCCUUGAUUCUGUUCUUGAUUAUUUGUAGCUUCCUUUGUUUGAAUUUGAGAUUUUGCCAUUACUAUGGUGGCCCUUUUCUCAGUUUUCUAGAGUUUUUGAGUGUUUGGAUAAUAUGUAACAUGCACAAGGUUGGAGUUUUUCUGGGAUAAUGGAAAGGGGAUCUUUUUCAAUGUUCUGUUUAUCAAUUUUUUGAGCUAAGAACUCAUUUGAGAAAUUAAUAGGAAAGUUAUUGUUGAGGACUCACCUGAUAAAUUCUGUGGAUGGGUGGUUUAUUGGUAGAGGGAAAGCUUUCUUAGGUUGAAUGCAAGUACUGUUGCAUUGAUAACUGCCACGCUAAUUUCAUUGUUUGCUUUCCUAGGCAACAGGGGAAAGCUGGAACCUCGGGUAAAACACUAUCAACUUGAUAAAUUAUUAUGUUAUGUUCUAUCUGUUCUUAACUUAGCUUGAUUUAACUCGGUUUAUAACGUAUUGUUAUUGGUGUUUGCGAACGUAAUUGCAGUUUUUACCUGGUGCAUUUUGUAUUCAGCUCAAUAUUAAAGAAUUUUUAUUGAACUAUGAGACCUGAAUUUGGCUCAUACUGGUAGUUAUGACGGUUUUCGCUUAUGGGUUUAUAGUAUGUUUUCUUUUGGAGUACACCUUGCCUUAGUUGGGUUAAGAUGACUGACAAUUUUCACAAUUAUGACACAUCCACAGCAUCUAAUGAGAAGAUUGGUGUUGUACUGGAUGGAAAGCUAAUUGCUAAUGACCUAAAAUCUAGAAUUGCUGGUGAAGUAAAUGAAAUGAAGAAAGCCAUUGGAAAGACUCCUGGGCUAGGCAUUGUCCUUGUAGGAGAAAGAAGGGACUCUCAUACUUUCAUUCGCACAAAAGUCAAAGCUUGUAAUGAAGUCGGUAUUGUCUCAGUUGUAGCAGAACUUCCUAACAACAGCAAAGAAGGAGACAUUUGUGAUGCUGUUUCAAGAUUCAAUGACAAUCCGUCUGUGCAUGGGAUCAUUGUGCAGCUUCCUCUCCCCAAACACUUGGAUGAAGAGAAAAUCAUGAAUGUUGUGAGUGUAGAAAAGGAUGUGGAUGGAUUUCAUCCCCUCAAUAUGGGAAAUCUUGCAAUAGCAGGAAGGGAGCCACUAUUUAUCCCCUGUGCCCCUAAGGCUUGUCUCGAGUUGCUACUGAGAUAUGGUAUGGAUCUUAGAGGUAAAAAAGCUGCAGUAGUUGGAAGGAGCAAGAUAGUUGGGUUGCCCACUUCCUUGCUAUUGCAGAGGCACCAAGCAACUGUGAGUCUUGUCCACGCAUUCACUGGAAAUCCUGAAAAAGUAACCUGUCAAGCUGACAUUGUGGUGUCUGAUGUCGGAACACCAAAUACAAUCCGAGGCCACUGGUUGAAACCAGGAGCAGUGGUAAUUGAUACAGGGACUAGCUCAGUUGAGGUUGAUGCUGGUUCUUUCCAAUGCUUAUUUCUCGUCAGAAAUGAACAUUGCUCGUUCAUUUUUGUUCCUUCCUUUUUCCUAAUUCGUUCUUAUCAAACCCUUAAUCCUCCUGCAUUACAUUUGAUAUGGUUAUUUAUUCUACUUUUAGGAUCCUAAACGUUCGAGUGGUUACCGACUAGUUGGAGAUGUCUGCUAUGACGAAGCGAUUAAAAAGGUGGCUGCUAUUACUCCUGUACCUGGUGGUGUUGGACCUGUUACCAUUGCCAUGCUCCUUUCCAAUACUCUAGACUCUGCCAAACGGUGUUAUGACUUCACCUGAAAACUCAUCUCUUCGCUGAGUUACUCCACAUGGCUGUAUGCAUUCACUGGAGUUUUCAACCAGUUCAUUCACUACUUGUACAACCGGGGUACCUUUGGCUACAGUCGGUGAAUCAAGUCCACCAAAAUGAGGAACAUCUCUACCUAGAUCCACUCAGACCAUACGGGUUUGAACUGAACCUCAAUUGUUUGAUAUGCAGAAGGGAACUUCAUCAUGGGCAUUUCUACUUCAGAAAGGCCGGCACUAAACCAGAAAAAUGAAGCAGGAUGCCAGUAGUUUGCUGCUUGAUGGUGGUAGAUGCGGAGCGAAGUAUGUUACAGCAGUUUCCUUGUGUAUAUAAACUAGAUGGAUAUUAUAGGAUUUUAUAUUUGCUGCUGUGUUCUUUGUGCAGCAAAUCAAUCUGGGCACAGAAUUUAUUGCUCAUUUGCUCAUCAUCUAUUUUUUAGGGGUAACAUUUUUGGUUCAUCGAUUUAAAUGUUGAGUUGUCCGCUUUGUACCUAAAAAAUGGACAGACAAUAUAAAUCUUCUGACAAUCAGAAUGUAAUUGAUAUUGGAUUAGGAUUCUUGGC
Oldenlandia corymbosa var. corymbosa is the source of this 2695-nucleotide messenger RNA. The record is from the annotation of a GenBank genome assembly. Lineage: Eukaryota; Viridiplantae; Streptophyta; Magnoliopsida; Gentianales; Rubiaceae.